Molecule: messenger RNA, 2310 nt
Organism: Pestalotiopsis fici W106-1
Lineage: Eukaryota; Fungi; Ascomycota; Sordariomycetes; Amphisphaeriales; Sporocadaceae
Exons: 1
Coding region: 1-2310 (769 amino acids)
Molecular function (GO): protein binding
Source: RefSeq, a predicted model, not a curated record
AUGUCCCUGGGCUUCAGAACGGUAUGGAGAGCUCAUACCUGUGCCUUGACCGCCAGUGGGCUCUCCUUGAGUCCCAGGGAACUUCCUCGAGUCCUCCACCAUUACCAGAGGUCGCAACUCAACCGAUGGCAGUCGACCAACUCGGCCGAGCCGAAGAGGCACGAUACAUCAACCCCGGUACCCAAUGAUCAUUCUGUCAGCCAAUUCCGGCGUGUGUCACCCUCUUUGCAGAAUGAGGAACGCGACGAACCCGAGCGUGAGCAACUCUCGCCAUCUGCACUGAGGCGGUUGGCCAUUCACCGAGUUAUCAAAAAGAGCAGAAAGCGGAAGAUCCAGAACAAGAACCCUGCAUUGAUAAAGUCGCGGCAGUGGUACCCGAGCAGGCACGAAGUUGUCAGGAGUGAUCGAAAGAGCUACCUCAGCAAGGCGCGGCAAGAUCUUUGGGCUUUUCAACGCGCCAAAGACGACAAUCCCGGAGUCGACUGGCUUAGCACCGCGCAUUUUCUAUCGAAACUUACGCCCAAGUUUGGCUCCAUUUUUGAUUUCAAGGUCAUAGUCGGCCAAGGCGCCGCAGAUGAAAUCCGAAAGCUCCUGCCUCGUGGGCCUACCGCCGAGCCGGGUCGACUGCAGCAAAGCACUCGCGCCGUUGUUCGCGUGGACGAAACGGACAAUGCGGACGGAAACCUACAUCUUACCCUGACCGGGUCUGCACACUCAGUACGCAUGGCCCUGAUGGACUUGCUCAAGGCUUCGGGGCACAUCACCGCCGUCAGACUGCUGGAUAACGAUGCGCAAGGCAUGCUGCGGGAUCUUUGGCACCAAGAGAAGACCAACUUGGACUCUGUCACGCUCCUGGAUCGCGACGAGGCCGGUGCGGGCGACCAAGACGACAGGAGUUUGACUUUGACUGCAAAACUGAGCCCGUCUGGAUAUCAGUGGCAGAAAAGUCGCUAUUACGUAUUGAACCGAAGAGCUGACCAGAUUCCAAAACCUGCCGUGUGGACAAUGGAAUCGCUCGAGAAAUACAUUGCGCUUUUGGUGUAUGGUGUUGUACCAGCACAUCUUCAUUCGUCACUGUACAAGAAGCCGACUGAUCACCAGCAAAUUGUCGUUUCUCUGCUCAAUGAAAUUUUUCAUUCCGAGCAAAGUCAUCGGUCACUUUCCACUGAAGCCCUGGCUAUGACUUUGGCCUACAUCCAGAGCAAAGGGCUCACUUUUAGACCAACGGCACGGGCAAUAUUCAAUCAAGCCGAGAUUCGAAACAUACCAAUGGAUACACGAAUAUGCAAUAUCUUUGUUGCUGGGUCUGUGAGAACGGGUGACCUAGACGGGUUUCACAACGUGCUGAAGCUAAUGGCGAGAAAAAGCCUGCACGCUGACAGCGAGACAUGGCUGUCCCUUUUGAAGAUCAUGGAACAGCCUGACGCAAAACACUACAUUCUUCGCAAGAUGCGCAAGUUGGGACUUGAUCGAAUUCAGUCAACACUUGUCAAAGCAGGCCAACACAUGGCGCCUUUCGAAUUGGAAAAAUCACUCAAUAAUAUUCAUUCAAUUACCGAAUUCAUUGAGGAACAAGACGCACAACACGGGGCUAUUUGGCUUGACAGAAUAACCUUCAACAAGCUAGUAGAUGUUCUUGGGAAGAACGGCAAACACAAUAUGUGCCUUGAUCUCCUAGAUCUUAUCUACGAGUCGCGCCGCACAAGCCCAGGGUCGGACACACUGAACACCAUCAUCACCCAUAGCAGGAGCACCCAAGACAUAUUAGAUGUGAUGCGAAAGCUUCGGACAAUGUGGCCUGCAGCAGUCCUGUCCGAUAGAGACACCUAUGAUAUGCUCUUCCAGGUUGCUUGGAAGACACGAAGCCCUAAUAUGCUUCGUGUCAUCUGGCACUAUGCUACUUAUGCUAGACAGGCAAGUUCAAAGUUGCGGUACCGCAUGAACAAGCUCCUCUCCAGUGAAGGACCCCACGACCUUGGCCGGCAUACUCUCAUCAGUCCGUGGAAGGCCGUUAUUGCAGGGGAAACUGCGCUGCCCUUGUUUGAGUCGUCCAAGAAAGAUCAACUCGGGACAAGCAUCGCGAGGUGGAACGGUGCCCAGUCUAAUGUCUCGAGAUUAUCAGCUUCGUUGGAGGACAAGCUAAUCGAAGCUUACGAUAUGGACCGCAAAAUCCACGCGACGCUCAAGGAAGGGGGAAUUGCAAAGGAGGAUAGAGAGAAACUCGUCGUGGAUCUGCCAAUAAUGCCCCGAGACCCAAAACGACUUUCCCUGUGGCCGCCUCCCCCACUGCUGUCGAGUAUUUCAACAUGA